Pelagomonas calceolata is the source of this 791-nucleotide messenger RNA. The record is from the annotation of a GenBank genome assembly. NCBI's taxonomy places the organism in Eukaryota, Pelagophyceae, Pelagomonadales, Pelagomonadaceae.
CCUCUCCAACGCCCCAUCCUCUCCUUGCCGCUACGCGGCCUACGUCUCCGCACAGCUGCGGACACUUAAGCAUCGGUCGUCGGGGCAGCUCGCACGACACACAAGCCGUUGUCACCAGCCUCUGGGCACCCCAUAAGCAGCCACCAUGCAGAUGGGCGUGUCCUACAAGGUCGUCUACCCCGAGAAGUUCCUCAAGGCGCAGGCGAAGCGCGAGAAGGAAAUCGUGGGCAAGAUGGACGAGGUCCUGCGCAUCCGCGAGAAGCAGGCGGCGCUGCGGGCGCAGCAGCGCAUAAAACGGGACAAGAAGAAGACGACGCUCAAGCUGAACGGCUGGCGGAACGGCUACAAGAUCCAGAAGGAGCCCGAGGCGCAGCUGCGGCCGCCGGACCGGCAGUACGACAUAAGGGUGUACUCGCUGCAGGACAAGUGCCUGUGGACGAUGCCGGAGCUCGGGGAGUGGUACAACGCCUACGCGAAGCCCGAGCGGCCCGAGCCGAGCGACCCGCUCAAGGGCGGCUACAUGGUGCCGCGCGUGAAGACGCCGCCGGCGCCCUGGCACAGCCACCCGAAGCACCACCCGCAGCCGGUCGUCGAGCCACCACGACUCGAGCGCAUGAAGACGCCGCCGAACAUGCACGACUUCGAGGCGAACCUGAAGCAGCAGCGGUACAACGCCGAGGUCACGGUGAAGGAGGGCAGGUUCUAUCCGCCCCAGGAGCCGGGCCGCGUGCGCGGCUACCGGGCGGCGCCCUGGAUGGAUCGGCCCGAGUAACACAAACAACAGUAAUUAC